AUGCCCCACGCCGACUCCAGCUACGUUCCAGACGAUAUCAAAACAAAGAAGGAAUUCUACGACCACGUCGUGGCUCAUUUGGAGGCUCUGCUGGAAGGAGAACGAUAUUGGGUUACCAACCUCGCUCAAGCGUCUGCCAUUCUCUACCACUCCUUCCUGGCAUCUCCUCUGUACGGAGGUGAUGCCCUCACGCCGGUUGUGAACUGGACAGGAUUUUACCUUCAUCCUCCAUCCCACCCCAACAUUUCAGCAGACUCCCCUCUCCUUCUCGGCCCAUACCACGGCCGCCCAGCCUGCUUGUCCAUCACGCCAACCCCGGGCAAAGGCGUAUGCGCCGACGCCUUCCUUACCCAAAAGACCCUUAUUGUACCAGAUGUCGAAGCAUACCCAGGACACAUUGCUUGUGAUGGAGACACAAAGUCGGAAGUGGUCGUGCCGCUGAGAAAUGGUGAAGGGAAGGUUAUCGGGGUGUUGGAUUUGGAUUCGACCAAGCUGGAUACUUUCGGAGAGGAAGACAGAUUAGGACUGGAGAAAGUUGCGGAUGCCCUUGCCAGAGAUUGUGACUGGCAAUAG
Molecule: messenger RNA, 573 nt
Organism: Cryptococcus amylolentus CBS 6039
Lineage: Eukaryota; Fungi; Basidiomycota; Tremellomycetes; Tremellales; Cryptococcaceae
Exons: 4
Coding region: 1-573 (190 amino acids)
Cellular component (GO): cytosol
Molecular function (GO): protein binding; L-methionine (R)-S-oxide reductase activity
Source: RefSeq, a predicted model, not a curated record